AUGGUCUGGCGCAAUCCGUCGCAGGCGACCCUCAACCGCGGCCCGGAGCCCGACGCCUCGCGACCGGCCGACCUCGAGCGCAGCAACACCGGCACCUCGAUCUCGACCUUCUUCUUCGGCAAGGCGACUCGUCACACGGUCGGUCGGCGCCCCGACGGCGACAGGACCGCACCCGCUCCGCUCCUCCCCUACCUCGCCUCGCGCUCCAACGCCUCGCCCACGCUCCCCCUCCGCGCCUCGAAGCUCCUCCAGGUCGAGAAGCUUCCGCGCGACGAGCGUAUCGUCGCGUGGCAGGCCGGGCGCGACGACGAGCUCGGCGGGCUCGAGCGGUGGCGCGCGCAGGUCGCGCGCGACGUGCGUUGGGAGGAGGACGAGGCCAAGUCGAAGGGCGAGGACGUGAGCGCCGUCGUCAGCGACUUCCAGAGCAUGUUGGAGACGUCGCUCUUCUCAACUUCGUUCGCGGUCGGGUCGCUCAAGCUCCCUCCGUCGCCGCUACAGCCCGACUCGCCCGUCGAGCACCUCGACCCGCUACAUCGCGACUCGAUGACGCUCCCGCCCGACGUGCACGCCGACGACGAGAUCGAGCGGGACGAGAACGGCUUUCCUUUCCCUCCUCCUCGCGACGCCUCUCUCGCCGCCGACCAGCCGCGCACCAUCGUCCGCAACGAGAUAGACCUCGUCCCGCCGACGGCAUACCGGUUCCCGACGAGCGCCGUCCCGCCGACGCCGCCGUUCCCCUCCCUCGUCCGCGUCGAGACCGCUCCGCCGUCCCCCAUCUCGCCGCACGAGCACGUCUCGCCUCCUCCUCGAUCGUCCUCCCUCCCGUUCCACGACCUCCUGCGCGUCUAUCCAUGCCCAUCGCCCUCCCUCUCAACACCCUCGCCCUCGUCGCUCGCCCCCUCUCCCUCGCACACGCUCCCGCCGCACUGCGGCCUCGUCCCGCCGAAAGCGGCCGCGCUCCUCGGCCUGUUCGACCCCUCGGCCCCCCUCCUGCGCCACGGCGCGACGGCAAGCCGAGCGCGCAACGACAGCGGCGACGCUGGGCGAGCGACGGCGGCCGAGAGCGCCGGAUACCGCGACUCGCUCGACUUGACCGACGCGGGCACGACGUCGUCGGCGCUCGUCGCGCCGAGCUACGGGACGGGUUUGAGCCUCGGCACCGGGCCCGGCGGCGGGUACCGCUCGGCGGCGGUCGGCGUCGCGCACGCGCACGCGCACGGCUCGAGCCUGUCGUCGCUCGCGUACUCGGCGCCGACGAGCUACGGCGGCGGCGGCACGGGCGGCGGCGACGGCGCUCGACGGCCCAAGCUGUCGCUCGACAUGACACGCGGCGCGCCUCGCCUCGUCGCGAGCCCGUCGACGCCGGCGGCGAGGUCCGGCUCGGGGAAGGGGCUCGUGCUCCACCGCGCCGGCAUGUCGUCCCUCCCCGAGCUGCACCACCCGCCCUCGUCGUCCAUGUCGUCCUCCUCUCGCGACCCGCACGCCCACCGCUCGAUCCACCCGGCGCCGGCGGCGCCCUGGGCGACCUGGGAGGCUGUCGAGCACGGCGACGAGCUCGAGGAGCUCGACCUCGACUCGAGCGCGUCCUCGUGCGACGCCGAGUCGGCCGUCGACGGCUUCAAUUUUGGGGCGCUCGCGCACCGCGUCGUCGGAGCGAGGCGCAGGAGGAAGAGCAGCUUCAAGUGA
Molecule: messenger RNA, 1686 nt
Organism: Rhodotorula graminis WP1
Lineage: Eukaryota; Fungi; Basidiomycota; Microbotryomycetes; Sporidiobolales; Sporidiobolaceae
Exons: 2
Coding region: 1-1686 (561 amino acids)
Source: RefSeq, a predicted model, not a curated record